AUGCGGUACCUCUGUGUUUUGGUCGCGACGCUCGCCGGCGCGUCGGCGCAGACAACGGCCGCCGCACCGGCCGCACCGCCCGACGCCGUCGCCGCACCGACGCCCACGCCUGUGCCCACGCCUGUGCCCACGCCCGAGCCCACGCCCGCGCCCAUCGUGCCCGCACGAGGCCAGUGCGAGGCGCUGCAGACGCUCUUUGAGAAGACUCGCGGCGCCUCGUGGCACAACAACUCGGGCUGGAUGACCACCCAUGUCAGCUGCUGCAAGUGGCACGGCAUCACCUGCGACGCCGAGGGCUUCAUCACGAAGAUCGAGCUGCCCUUCAACAAGCUUGCCGGCGUGCUUCCCGACGAUAUUG
This is a messenger RNA of Emiliania huxleyi CCMP1516, 358 nucleotides long. RefSeq lists its product as hypothetical. The record is from RefSeq and is a predicted model, not a curated record. The annotation marks the transcript as partial. Lineage: Eukaryota; Haptophyta; Isochrysidales; Noelaerhabdaceae. The transcript has 2 exons.